This is a messenger RNA of Peromyscus eremicus (cactus mouse), 951 nucleotides long. It is a transcript of the gene Vamp4, whose product is annotated as vesicle associated membrane protein 4. Bases 442 to 810 code for a protein of 122 amino acids. The record is from RefSeq and is a predicted model, not a curated record. Gene Ontology annotation, cellular component: membrane. Gene Ontology annotation, biological process: Golgi ribbon formation; vesicle-mediated transport. The transcript has 7 exons. Lineage: Eukaryota; Metazoa; Chordata; Mammalia; Rodentia; Cricetidae.
GGGGAUUCUCCUAGGUUAAAGAAUGGCCGGACUGAUCGACCCGCUCGGUGUCUCCGCUGCCUGAACUAGUCCGCUUCGCCCAGCAACAAGACGCGGAGCGCCGAGAGGCUCGAUCUCCGCGGCCCGGCCCCGCCCCCAUGAGCCCGCUCCAGGCCUCAGAGUGCCGAGCGGCUCGAUGCCGGAGGCCUGAGCCCGCCCCCUCCGCCCAGCGCCAGGCGGCUGAGCGCCGAGUCGCUCGAUGAGCGGGGGCGCUGCAGCAGCUCGGAGCGGUGGCUGGUCGGCGCCCUCGGUCUCCCCCCCCUCCCACCCUCCUUCCUCCGCUUCCCGCUCCCUCCCCCGCCCGCCCUGCGCAGCCAGCAGGGACUGCUGCCCGGAGCUCCCCCGGAGCCUCAGGUGGCGAAUACUUACUUGGUGGGAAAUAGAAGAGUGUGAGCAGAAAGUAUGCCUCCCAAGUUCAAGCGCCACCUAAAUGAUGAUGAUGUUACUGGAUCUGUGAAAAGUGAAAGGAGAAAUCUCUUGGAAGAUGAUUCGGAUGAAGAAGAGGACUUUUUUCUACGGGGACCAUCUGGACCAAGAUUUGGACCUAGAAAUGAUAAGAUUAAGCAUGUUCAGAAUCAGGUGGAUGAAGUUAUUGAUGUGAUGCAAGAAAACAUCACAAAGGUCAUUGAAAGAGGAGAGAGACUAGAUGAGCUGCAGGACAAAUCAGAAAGCUUAUCGGAUAAUGCAACUGCUUUCAGCAACAGAUCCAAACAACUCCGAAGGCAAAUGUGGUGGCGGGGAUGCAAACCUGGGACGCAGAGGAGUGACUGAGGAUCCAAGCAGUGUCUGAAAGAAUGCCUCAGAGCUGCUCCCUGAAAGUAGCCCCGUUUCCGGUGGAUCGGCAUCUGCACACCUGGGGACAGACUCUGCCCUGCCUAGCAGCACUUCUGGGCACUUUUGGAACCGUUCAUU